AUGUCUGCAACAUCUGCAAGAAACGGUUCCUUCGCCGCGAGCAUUGCGUGCGCCAUCGACGCGGUCGUCAGUGCUCCCCACGCCCGUUAUUCUUUAGUGAAAUCCUCCAGUGCCCCCGCUGAACACUUUUUCUUUUAUUCAGAUACCCGCGAACAGCCGUUCCAAUGCCGAUACUGCGUGAAAAAGUACAGUCGCACAGACGUCCUUAUACGGCACGAAAAGACGGCCCAUGGGGACAAAUACGGCGCCCGACCCUCCAUUUGGGAGGUCAGCGCCGCAGCAUCGCCCACAAGUUCCCCCAUAGCACAUCAAUUCGAGCCCGCGGCCCCCGACAGCCCCGACAUGACCCACUGGCGCAGCUCCACGGACCCCAUCCAGCACGCGCUCACUGUCCAGGAUUUUACCACCCUCCAUGCGGAGGCACAUUCGGCGAGCUAUCUUAUUCCACUCUCUUCGAUGCAGACGCAGACUCCAUUACCGGCCUGUGGACAGGAGAAACUGCCGUAUGCGACUCCCGCAGCCACGGAGUUCACUGGGUGGUCGUCGCCCCGGGUGGAAGAUGCGGAUUGGCUUGGGAUGGAGGUCGAGGUGCGCAAAUUUCACGACCUGGGCUGGAAGGAGAAUCCGAGCCUGAUGCCCUGCGUUGGGCUUAACACGAGACUCGAGGGUAAUGAAAUGGCGGAGCAUGAGGCGGAGGACGGCCGUGGCGAUAGCAACGAGCUGCUGGGCUCGUUGGGUCCUAUGUUCGACCCGCUCUGGCACCCUCUUAUCACCCGCCGGGCAGCGGUCACGGGAUAUAUGCUUGAUCGACAUCAUGAUGCUCUGCAUCGCGCAGGCCUUCUGAAUACAUGA
Messenger RNA from Aspergillus vadensis CBS 113365, 852 nucleotides. RefSeq lists its product as uncharacterized. Gene Ontology annotation, molecular function: DNA binding. NCBI's taxonomy places the organism in Eukaryota, Fungi, Ascomycota, Eurotiomycetes, Eurotiales, Aspergillaceae. The coding region runs from base 1 to 852 and encodes 283 amino acids. The record is from RefSeq and is a predicted model, not a curated record. The transcript has 2 exons.